GCUCUUCAAGGGUUGAAGCUCUGUGUGGGCAAACAAUCCUGCAAGAAAGUGAAGAGGAAAAGAGAGAAUCCUGUUCGAGAGUCUGUGAAAGCUGACUUUUAAGGAUCCCACAUCCAGGAUCUAGUGUGGCUGUUUCGUAAGGACGGAUUUGUUAAGGUUAGUUCAUGAUGGGAGACCAGAGGCAACGUUCAUUGUCUACGUCUGGGGAAUCACUGUACCAUGUUCUAGGACUGGACAAGAAUGCCACUUCAGAUGAUAUUAAGAAGUCAUACAGGAAACUUGCAUUAAAAUAUCACCCUGAUAAGAACCCAGAUAAUCCAGAAGCCGCAGAGAAAUUUAAAGAGAUCAACAAUGCACAUGCAAUAUUGACUGAUGCUACAAAGCGAAAUAUCUAUGAUAAGUAUGGUUCCUUGGGUCUCUAUGUCGCCGAGCAGUUUGGAGAGGAGAACGUGAACACGUAUUUUGUGCUGUCCAGCUGGUGGGCAAAGGCGCUGUUUGUGUUCUGUGGACUCAUCACAGGCUGCUAUUGCUGUUGCUGUCUGUGCUGUUGCUGUAAUUGUUGCUGUGGAAAGUGUAAACCAAAACCCCCAGAAGGUGAAGAGCAGGAAUACUAUGUCUCCCCUGAAGACUUGGAGGCGCAGCUACAGUCAGAUGAAAGGGAGGCCUCAGAAACACCAAUUGUGAUACAGCCAGCCUCAGCCACAGAGACGACUCAGCUCACGGCGGACUCCCACCCCAGCUACCACACCGAUGGAUUUAAUUAAGUUAAGGAAGCACUGUUGUCUAGAAUGGAGAAGAAUAAAUAAUAUGGCCAAUCCAGCACUAGAAUCAUGGACAUUAGACAUAGUAUAUGGGGAGGGGAGACCCAUUAUCUGCCCCAGUAAGGGGGCAGCCUCCAACCUGCUGAGAAUAUUUUGUAAUCCCUUCGCCUUUUGUCACCUUCAGUGUCGUAUCUUGAUGAUACAUGGAAGUACUGUAGCAUGCAGUAUUUAAAACAGUUUAGCUUUGGUCUUUUCGUUUUCUUUCUUUUUUUAAAAAUAGCAUGUGUGGAAUUUACGUUAUAAACGUCUUUGUGUUGUAAUGUAUUGAGGAGUUAUCACAACGAGUGUGAUGGAUACAUUCUGCAUUUUAAGCAGUGAUACCAGCCAAAAUAAUAAUAAUAAUAAUAACCCAAACAAAAGAGCAUUUUCCAAGAGAAGUUAGAUCUGUCACAGAAGCUACUGCACUUCCAUACAGUUGAGCUCUGAACAUCCCAUGAAGGCUGCUCUUCAUUAUCCACUUGAGAGCAAAUGCACUUUUCAAUAUUUCCCCACUAUUCCCUUUGACUUCCUCCUAAGUAGUUUUACCUUGAAAAAUGCUUAUGUUGUGAGGAAGGCAAUUUUUAAAAAAAUUGCUGAUUUCUGAAAAUAUUCCCUUUACCUGUUUCUUCUUCAGACCGUAUCUGACCGUGAGCUACUUUAUAGUUAAAGACAUUCUUGUGUAGGAGAGGGCCAAAAUGUGUGUUUUGCUGCAAAACAAGAUGUUACUUGAAUGAUAUGUCUGCAUUUUAAAAUUUAAGUGCACACUAAUUUUUGUUAGAAUUUAAUCAUUCCCCUGCACUAUUUAUAAUCAGAUAUUGCCAUUUUUUUUUACUUGUGCAUGAAUAUGGAAACCGGAUGUAUAUUCUCAUUGUUUAGCUUAAAAUGAAGUCAAUGCAAAUAAAUAGUUGAGCAGAUUUUAGAUUUCUGUGGUUUGAAUAGACAUUAUCAUUUGUAUAUAUAAUGUCAUUGUUUUGGCGUUCUCACAAGCAGCUUUUUUAGAAGAAGAAAAACUGAGAAACAAAAACCAACCUUACCUGAAAUAGUUAUGGGCCACUUCGCAUAUUGUAUGUUCUAGGCUCUGGACUAUCUCUGUGUUCCUGGUGUUAAAAGUCCUUAGAGUGAAUGCAACUAACACAUGCCAUGAUGGAGAAGCUCUUCAGAGAACUGGAGCUGGUUUGCUUCUCGGUUGGAUAUUUGCUGCUGUGGGAGGCAAGAAAUAGACAUUGAGCAUGGAGCUGUGAGACCAGGGCUAAAAGUCCUGGUCCAUUUCAAAUCAACGACUUUUGCUCCCUUUAUAAAACGGGAGCAAUAAGACUAAACUGUAUUAAACUUUUAUGGUGCCUCACUGCACUGGUGUAAACACUGAGUCUUUGAUUCAUUAGUGUUGCUAAAUACCUUUCAAUGAACAAACCACUUCAGUUUUCUUGAGUCUGUCUAAUGAAAUAUUGUGUAAAUGUUAUUGUGCUUUAGAUGUGUUCCUUUCCGUUAACUUCUCCCCUGCCCUUUCUUCUCUGCACCAGCAAGUGUACUGUAAACACACUCCAGCGGUGUACCUCUUUAUGAUGUGGUGGUGAUGGUGGUGGUGGAAUCAUGAAUGGAAAUUUUGUGUGUGUGGAGGGGGGGGGAUGGAAACACUAGGAUUGGGGGAUGCUCUGAUAUUUUUAGAGCUCUGAGGACUCUUCCCUGUCUCUUCCCCCUGUCUUUUGUCUCUUUUCUGUCUCUCUUUUGGCAGAAGCUGAUUUAUGCCUGCAGCAGGCUGAGAAAGUGGAAUGAAGUGUGUGUGUGUAUGUGUGUGUUUGUGUUUGUGUGUCCAUGUGUGCAUAUGUGUAAUGGAGAGAAGGAUGUUCAUCUAGUUUUCUGUCUAAAAUAUCAGGGAAGAAGGGUUCCCCGCCCACCAAUCUUGUCUUUUGUUCAUUCAGCGAUUUUAUUGUUUUGUGUUCCAACGUCAGCAAGCAUUUAAAAAAUGACUUCAACCUGCAGUCUGAACUGGUACUUUUAACUCUCUGCUAUAACAUUGUUCCUUUGUCUCGCACUUCAUCUUACCCUAAUGAGGUCUUUCGUGUUUUCCUUUGACAUUCCUUUUGGGUUGUUUCUAUGUGGCUUUUCCCCAGAUGUUGCCAGGCUUCCCUGGAGCCGAAGGAAAUUUGAGAAGUGAAAGGGAAGAACUUUGGAAUCUUGUUGAACACAUCAACCCACAUGAUCUUCUGGAAGUCAAACAAGCUUUUCUUUUUUUCCUACCACCAUCCCUUUCCAAAGGUUUCAUUCAGUGUGCAUUUCCCUUGGCGCAAGCAGAACAGGAUUCCUGGACAUGUGCAUGAUAAGCAGCACUAAUACAACACAAUGUUAAAAGGGCUCUAUUAAUGUUUUUCAAAUAUUCUGGACAGCACCAUACUUUUAAUGUACCCGGAAGCCACUUGCAGGAUUCAGUGUUAUCAGUAUCCAUAUUUGCAUUCCAUCUAUAAGCAUAUCAUUGCAAGGGUGGGGCCUCUAACUAGAGUUUAUACCUUUCCCCUCAAUUCCUCACCCCAGGGAAAAUAAUUCUUAUUUCUACUCAUAAACUUUCAACUAGCUUACUGAAUGUAAUCUGAAAUACAGAGAAUGAGUUUGUAGUAUAUAUUAUAAACUUUCAGGCAGAGGUCACAGCCUAAAACUUAGGUGUCAUCUUGACUCAAUUUUAAUUUACCUAUACUCUAUACUAGGACUGAUUUCAUGAUCUAAUAAUAUUUGGAUUCCAGUAUGUUACUCCUGGUGAAACAUUUGGACUGUAGUAGAAAGGAAAAUUAUUAUACAGUUGCUUUCCAGUUCGUAUGCAAGCUUCAGUCACUACAAAUCUAGAGUUCCAAAAUGCUUUAUUGACAGUGCAAACAAACUGCUUUAAUCUCCAACACAGUUAAGUGGCUUAUGAAAGCAGUUUUCUUCUCUUUUUCCUUCUCAGUCUUGCAUUCUAAAUAUCAGCUUGUAUAUGUUAUAAUUUUAAGCUCAAUCAGUAGGUUUGACUCCUCUGGGUAAUGCUUUUAAAGUUCAUUCCAGUAGUUCUCUUCAAGAGAGAAAUAAAUAAUAUUUCUCUGUGUAAUAUUGAAAAUCGUACUGUCUUAUAUCAUUCCUCUUUCAUAAAUUGACACUUAGCUAAAGCUUGUCUAAAUAACCCUGAAAUGCUUGAAUAAUAUGCCAGUAUAAAAGAGUAUACCAUGGUCAUAUACCCAGUCUCCGUUCUUAAAUCUGGAAAAUUCAACCUCUUUCAAAAUUGACACAUAGAGAUGAUGCAAAGUUUAAAAUACAGCUAACAUUCAGGGCCCUAAUUGCCUUCUGCUUGAUAUAGGUUUUUAUUGUCAUCUUUGAUAAAAUAGGAAUCAGCAGAUUUUGGGAACCACACCAAAAACAUUUAAGUAAAAGUGAAAGUGAGUAUAUGGCCAGUAGUGUUUUAUACUACCUUAAUUUUUUCUGGUAAGUGGGGAAACCCCAUAUUCAUCUGUCUUCAGGGGUAGUUCUGUUUUUUAUACUCCUAUGUUCCCCUGCUUCUCCUUCACUAGUAAUUUUUUAAUUUUACAAAUUCAUAUUUUGCAGCCAGAAGACUUGUAAAUUUUCCUUUAGCCUUUUUCAGCUUUUUCAAAGUAGGUUUUUAUUUUCUUUUGCUGGACAUCAAUAGCAUUCAUAUCGGCCUCAAGCACCUUCUUCAUCCUGCGCUGUGGCCAAAUCAAAUCUGAGCCCUGGGUCUUUGGGAUAAAUGCACUUUCCAGGGACCUGAAUGUAUAUACAUCAACUUCAGAGCAUUUCUCCUGCUCCCUAGCAAUCAAAACUGAUGCAGCCGUUCCAUUUGGAGGUUAAAAAAAAGCUAAUGAGAAACAAGGCCGAGAUCUUAAAUGGGACAAUGAACUUUUAAAAAGGUUGUUGGGCUCCCAUGCAGAAUGACCAUGGCCAGCAUCCGUGAAAUGUGAACCUUUGCAGCAUUAUAUGCUUAAAUGCAUUGUCAGCACAUUACAGACUUUCUUUUUCAUUUUUCUUUUGCUUAAGUUACAUUAGAUUUCCUGAUUGUCUACAUCUUGUCCAUAAGGUGACAUUGAGGACAGUCCCCGUCCUCAAUCCUCAGAGCACUUUUCCUGUUUAGAAGAGACGGAAUCCCCACUUUGUCUCUUGGUACGAAGAGGGUUGUGGGUUUUAUUGGCUGAGAUCUGGAGCAGGUGCAACCUGAGGACCUUGGCUGGUUGCUUGCUAACAGAACCCCAGGCUUUAUUUUUAAUUGUACUGAACUAUUUGCUUUUCAUCUGGGAAGCUGCUACUUGUGCAGUGAUUCUCCCCACCCCAUCCCACCCAGCAGAAUAGGGUCCUUAGAAGGCUUUCUCAUGUCUGAAAAUGUAUCAUGGAUGAGGAACUGUAAUUGCCAAAGAAAAAGCUUAUGCAUUUGGUUGCCGGUAGCUAUCAAAUGUUAUAUUUUCAGACUUCACACUGCCCUGCACGAGUAAUGCUAUAUUUUGGGAAACUCUCACUUGGAAACUAGUCUUAAAAUUAAUAUCCCAUUCCAGACGAGAUGAAGCUGGGGUGUGUUGUGUUUGUGUGUGCAAAAAUAAAUUGUGUAUAAAUGCACUUAGCUAAAUGCUCUUGCAGCAUUUGUGUAUAGAUUUUGGUGUUUUCAAGAAUUGUAGGAAGGUUUUUUUUUCUCAAGUGCACUAAUUUUGGAAGGGUCACAUUAACCAAGUUAACCAAUUAACAUGAUUCUUUAAAGACCCCCAAAACUGGUCAUUUCAGAGGUGGCCUUCUGGGCCUGCCCUCUUGAAUUUAUGAGCUGUUUCCCCCCACCCUUGAGGUCUUUAGAUUUUCUUCUCUCUGUCUUCACAAUAGUGAUGUCUCACCGAUAGUCCCAAAAUUGUAUGUGUGGUGUCUCCCUCCUAUUUUGCUGGAAGCAAUCACUUGGACUGCUUAAUUGUACAGUGCCAUCCACACAGCUUAGGUUUUGAUGUUUCUUAAGCGAGUUUUAAUUUGGGCGAUAUAGCUGCGAUGUACUUCAGUGACUGUGUGGAUGUGUCAUUGGAAUGCUUUCGGAAGCCUGUCAUAGCUGCAAAAGCUUUGGGUGGUGCAUUUUCGUUUUGACUGUGUACAUCUGUGUGCAUUUGAGUGUGUGAGUGUGUUGCAUCAUUCAGCUGCUGUUGUGUGAUUCAUUCCUCUAUCAUCUCCUCCUGCUCCCCGCUUUUUUGGGGGGGUCAUAUUUUCUCUCCUGAACUAGCUAUCCCUCUCUUCAAGGUGGUCUCUUUCUUGCAUACGAGUAAGAUGUUAAGAUAAACUGAGGUGUGGUUAGUCUGUGCUCCUCUCAUCCAGGCUUUAAUUGUUUCAAUGAAGGUUAAAAGUUCCAUUGGAAUGACCCAGUGCUUUGUAACAAUCAUGUUUAAUAGACUCCAUCUUUGACUUAACUGUUGUUUUUUAGUAUAUUUUAUUGUGGCCUCUUCUGACGUCUGUGUGACCUGAAGAUGUAACAAGGGUCUCCUUUAUGCACUUAUACUUGCAGGAUGGGACAAGGGAAAAUCCUAACAUGUUUUAAAAGAAAAUUGUUAGUUGUAAAA
Messenger RNA from Pogona vitticeps (central bearded dragon), 6352 nucleotides. RefSeq names its product DnaJ heat shock protein family (Hsp40) member C5 (gene DNAJC5). Lineage: Eukaryota; Metazoa; Chordata; Lepidosauria; Squamata; Agamidae. Gene Ontology annotation, biological process: regulation of synaptic vesicle cycle. The record is from RefSeq and is a predicted model, not a curated record. Gene Ontology annotation, cellular component: membrane; intracellular membrane-bounded organelle; presynapse.